AUGCAGAUUAAUAUUAAAAGUGAUGUUCUGCAGCCUUUACCUAUAAAGAGAAAGAUAAUAGGGUUGCCACAAAAAAAUAUAGAAUUCAAUGAUCCUUUAAAUUUAAUAUGGAAAGCUGCCUCUGCUCCAGCUACUCUAGAGCAAAUUGAAACAAUUAAAAAAGUAAGUAAGGGGCGGUAGUAGUUUUGCAAAAACCCUUUCGUGUUAAUUGACUAGGCAAUUUCUGAAAAUUCUAAAUCUAUUCAGGAAUUACUAGAUGAAAUUGAAUGA
Paramecium octaurelia is the source of this 270-nucleotide messenger RNA. The record is from the annotation of a GenBank genome assembly. Lineage: Eukaryota; Ciliophora; Oligohymenophorea; Peniculida; Parameciidae.